UUUCCCGGGGUCCUGCCCCGCGCGUGCGCACUGUGGUUCUGCGCUUGUCAUCAUGGCGACGCGGGGCCAUGUGCAGGACCCUAACGACAGGCGCCUCCGGCCCAUUUACGAUUAUCUUGACAAUGGUAAUAAUAAAAUGGCAAUUCAGCAAGCAGAUAAACUGUUGAAGAAACAUAAGGAUCUUCAUUGUGCUAAGGUUUUAAAGGCAAUUGGUUUACAGAGAACUGGAAAGCAAGAGGAAGCCUUUACUCUUGCACAGGAGGUGGCAGCCCUUGAACCCACAGAUGACAACUCACUGCAGGCACUGACUAUCCUUUACCGGGAGAUGCACCGACCGGAGUUAGUUACAAAACUUUAUGAGGCAGCUGUGAAGAAAGUUCCCAGUAGUGAGGAGUAUCACUCUCACCUCUUCAUGGCCUAUGCCAGAGUGGGUGAAUACAAGAAAAUGCAACAGGCUGGCAUGGCUCUAUAUAAGAUUGUCCCCAAAAAUCCCUACUACUUUUGGUCUGUGAUGAGCUUAAUUAUGCAAUCUAUAUCGGCACAGGAUGAAAACCUCUCAAAAACAAUGUUUCUGCCCCUUGCUGAGAGAAUGGUCGAAAAAAUGGUGAAAGAGGAUAAGAUAGAAGCUGAGGCUGAAGUUGAACUUUAUUAUAUGAUCCUGGAACGUUUGGGAAAGUACCAGGAGGCCUUGGAUGUCAUCAGAGGGAAAUUAGGAGAGAAGUUGACAAGUGAGAUUCAGAGUCGGGAAAAUAAAUGCAUGGCUAUGUACAAGAAGCUGAGCAGGUGGCCAGAGUGCAAUGCCCUUUCCAGGCGCCUCUUACUAAAAAACUCAGAUGACUGGCAGUUCUAUCUGACUUAUUUCGAUUCUGUCUUUCGACUGAUUGAAGAGGCCUGGACUCCUCCUGCUGAAGGUGAACACUCUUUAGAAGGAGAAGUACAUUAUUCUGCAGAAGAAGCUGUGAAGUUUAUAGAAGAUCGGAUAACGGAAGAAUCUAAAAGUUCUCGCCAUCUUCGGGGACCACAUCUAGCUAAACUGGAGCUGAUUAGGCGUUUACGAAGUCAAGGUUGUAACGAUGAGUACAAACUGGGUGAUCCAGAAGAAUUAAUGUUCCAGUAUUUUAAAAAGUUUGGCGAUAAACCUUGUUGUUUUACAGACCUUAAGGUGUUUGUUGACCUCUUACCUUCUACACAGUGUACAAAAUUUAUUAAUCAGUUACUUGGAGUUGUUCCUUUGUCGACACCAACAGAGGAUAAGCUGGCACUGCCUGCUGACAUCAGAGCUCUGCAGCAACAUUUGUGUGUGGUGCAGCUGACGAGGUUACUUGGCUUGUACCACACCAUGGAUAAAAAUCAGAAAUUGAGUGUGGUCAGAGAAUUGAUGUUAAGGUACCAGCAUGGACUGGAAUUUGGGAAAACCUGUUUGAAAACAGAAUUGCAGUUUUCUGACUAUUACUGUCUCCUUGCUGUCCAUGUGCUUAUUGAUGUAUGGAGGGAAACAGGUGAUGAGACUGCUGUGUGGCAGGCCCUGACUUUGCUGGAAGAGGGAUUAACCCAUAGCCCUUCCAAUGCUCAGUUCAAAUUGCUGCUUGUUCGAAUCUACUGUAUGCUGGGUGCAUUUGAACCAGUGGUGGAUCUUUACUCCAGCCUUGAUGCUAAGCAUAUCCAGCAUGAUACCAUUGGUUAUCUUUUGACCCGAUAUGCUGAAUCUCUAGGUCAGUAUGCUGCUGCGUCCCAAUCCUGUAACUUCGCACUCAGGUUUUUUCACUCCAACCAGAAAGAUACCUCAGAAUAUAUUAUUCAAGCUUACAAAUAUGGUGCAUUUGAGAAGAUCCCAGAGUUUAUCGCUUUUAGGAACAGGCUGAAUAAUUCUCUUCAUUUUGCACAAGUCCGUACUGAACGGAUGCUGUUAGACCUUCUACUUGAAGCAAAUAUAUCCACCAGUUUAGCAGAAAGUAUAAAGUCAAUGAACCUUAGGCCAGAAGAAGAUGACAUUCCAUGGGAAGAUUUGCGAGACAACAGAGACUUAAAUGUCUUUUUCAGCUGGGAUCCAAAAGACAGGGAUGUUUCUGAAGAACAUAAGAAACUUUCCUUAGAGGAGGAGACCUUGUGGUUAAGAAUCCGAUCCUUAACAUUGAGGCUGAUCAGUGGACUUCCAAGUCUCAACCACCCUGUGGAGCCAAAGAACUCGGAGAAGACUGCCGAGAAUGGGGUAUCCUCCCGGAUUGAUAUUCUUCGUUUGCUCCUUCAACAGCUGGAGGCAACCCUGGAGACAGGAAAGCGAUUUAUUGAGAAGGAUAUUCAGUAUCCUUUCCUUGGUCCUGUACCUACCAGAAUGGGUGGAUUCUUUAAUUCUGGCUGUUCUCAGUGCCAGAUAAGCUCUUUUUAUCUUGUCAAUGAUAUUUAUGAGCUGGAUACCAGUGGUUUAGAGGAUACAAUGGAGAUUCAGGAACGAAUAGAAAAUAGUUUUAAGUCUUUACUAGACCAGUUAAAAGAUGUCUUCAGUAAAUGUAAAGGUGACCUCUUAGAAGUUAAAGAUGGUAACUUGAAAACACAUCCUACUCUUUUAGAAAAUCUAGUUUUCUUUGUUGAGACUAUUUCUAUUAUCCUUUGGGUAUCCAGUUACUGUGAGAGUGUCCUGCGACCAUACAAACUAAAUUUACAGAAAAAGAAAAAGAAGAAAAAAGAAACCAGCAUCAUCAUGCCUCCUGUCUUUACCAGUUUCCAAGACUAUGUUAUUGGGCUUCAGACUUUAAUUUCCAAUGUUGUGGAUCAUAUUAAAGGGCUUGAAACACAUCUAAUUGCACUUAAACUUGAAGAACUUAUUUUAGAAGACGCUUCUCUCUCACCGGAAGAGAGAAAAUUUUCAAAGACUGUGCAAGGGAAGGUGCAGAGCAGUUAUCUGCACUCACUUCUGGAAAUGGGGGAGCUGCUGAAAAAAAGACUUGAGACCACAAAGAAACUAAAAAUUUAAGGAAGUAUCAACCAUGGGCACUGAAACUCUGCAACAGAAUAUGACACCAUCUUCCCAGGCAAAAGCAACAUCUGGUUGACCAUGAUUUUAAUCCAGAACUUCCUCAUAAAAUGCAUGAAGGACUUUGAUCGUGAAUUUUUUUAGGUGUUAAAUAUAUACAACUGAUUAAAUUAUUGUAUAUAAACCAGAAGCAGGACCCUCAUCUGGGUUUGACCACUUUUUAUACAUGUUCAUAUGCAUAUGGCAGCAACAAGAGAACCGUACUUUUCUUCUUCCCAUCACCAGAAACAUCUUUUCAGGGGAGCGGGGGGUCUAUAAAAACAGCAAUAGAAAUUAAGCAUAAAGCAUCAACCUCAUAGCAACUGAAUAGCCCUUCUGUUAUAAAUAACAUUGAGAGUUUUUGGUCUCGUCCUUGAGCCGCAAGAAGUGGAGGGGAGACCAUGCCUGGGAACAGGCCCCCUUUUCACAGCAGUUAAGUUUGUUUUGAGGCUUUCUCAGCUACUUGGCUCCCACAGAACCCAAGGCAGGUACACAAAGGACCUUAGAUGAGAUCUGGCAUAUGCACCCGCCAUAGAAGGGCACCACUUGGAUGACCACAGGCACUUAGUUUUUGGCUAGCUUUUGUCUGAUAGUUAAGACAUCCCCAUCCUAGCUUCUGUGAGAGUUAAAAAUCUCAGGUAGGAAGGCAAGGAAGGCUCUGUUAAUUUAUAGCUGUUUAGAGGGGAAAGCAGUGCAGACCACUUAUUAAGCCCGCUGAGGACUAGCUUUCUGUCUUUCAUACAUUUGGGAAAGAUGGGAAUGACUGUUUCAAAGAAGACAGGUGCACAUAAUUUAUGCAGGCAAGUCUGAUACUUAGUGGUUUUGUGAGGCGCAUAUAUAUAUAUAUAUAUAUAUAUAUAUAUAUGAGGCAUAUAUAUAUAUAUAUAUAUAACUUGAAAAUUAAGAUUGAAUACUUUCAUGUUUUAAGUGGGGGGUUUGGGAAGGAAGGAAUGUAAUAUUAUGGAUUUAGCCUUAGGCUUUAAGUUUUAGGCUGGCAAAAGAAAUGUUAUUCAGUGGGUUUGAGGUUUGGACUACUUUCUUCAAACUUAGAGAAUUAUAACAGGAUGGUGUUUACUUUGUUCACCUGGAUGUCCCCGAGACUAUAGCUUCUAUCAGUGGUUGGUCUGAUAGAAGAGGUAAAAAUUGCUCUUGAAAAUGUCAUACAAUUUAUACAGUUUCUUUGAGUUUGAAUCCCUGCCUCUGUUUUUGGUCUGUUACCUAAGUAUAGUUCAAGUUUAAUUCUGUAAGAGCAAAGAAAUGAAUUUGAUGAGGAAAUUAAGCAUCCAAUGGAGGAUUGGUCUUGAAGACCUUAAAAGUGCUUUCCAACCUGCACUGCUCCAGUGAAAUGUGGUACUUUUUUUCUUUUAAAAGCAACCAAGAGAGCUGGGAAUAUCUGUGUAUGCAAAGUAAUUGCAUUUUGUCCCUUCAUUUUGACUUUCUUAGAUUCAUAAUUUGAUACAGUGCUUAAACUUCCAAGGAAAUUUUAACAAUUACUACAUUACCUGUUCAAAAUAAGGCUUGUUGGAAAUCCUAGUCCAUCAACUAAUUUCAAAAAUUUACUUUUGAUAUGAGUAGCCACAGCUGGUCAUAUACCCUAUCCCAAAAGGAAGAACUGUCUUGAACAAGAUGAAUGGAAAAUUGUGGUUAAUUCUGAAUUUCAUGUAAUGACAACAUAUUCUUUCAUAAAACUAUGGCCUGUUUAAGAUGGAACUUUGUGUGUGUCUGCUGGGGAGGGUGGGGUACCUGUGUAUGGCGUGUGUUCUUGAAGUGAUGUCUCUCUGAAUAUCCAAAAAAGUACUGUACUGUAGAAAUGCUCUUUGAAAAAGUCUUAUCGACUGACCAUGAUCAAUCUAGCAUAUGUAUGUUCAGUGGGCUGGCCUUGGUCCUCAGGGACAGUGUGUGACUCUAGUGGUCUUCCUAACCAGUCUCUUGCCUAAAGAUAUCUGGGACCUCCACUGGCUUUAAUGACAAAUAAUGUUAUGUUGAGGUUAUGCUUCAUUUGUUAUUUGCUGAUUUUCCUACUAAAUGUAGCAUUUCAAUUAGAUCCAGCUUUCACAUUUUGAGAUAAUUGUAAAAAGAAUGAAAUUAUGCAGAAAUGGCCAAUAUCUCUUAUCAAUCUGUUCUUUUGGAAACCCUCAUGCACUAUAAAUUGUGUACAGUUACAAAUAUAUAUAUAUAUAUAUAUAUAUUCUUACAUGAGUAAAAAGCACCCUCUCCCAGCAAUCGUAUGUCAUUGGUAUUUGAAGAGAAUUCCCAAAUAACCCAUUGCUGCUGCUGCUGUUUUUGAUUUGUAUGGGUUUUUUUGUUUUGUUUGUUUUUGCGUGGUAAACUGAUAUUUAAAAAAGGAAAGGAGAAAAAUCACGACUACUGUUUACAGACUGAAAAAUUACUGCUUUUUAUACUACUGAGAUCCUAAGACUCUCCAAAGCAAACAUUUGGUUUAAAUCAUUUAUCUGAUGUGGAUAAAAGGUAGAGAAACUUGUAGUGUUCUCCACAUAAUGGAAAAUGUACAAAUGCCUAGUUGUGUUGCCCAUCAAUUUUGUAUAUUUUCAUAAUUUUAAUUGUUCAAAAUUGCAUUAUAUUUUGCAAUCACUAUGUUCAAUCUGGAUUUGUCUUUCAUUUUAACUUUUAAUAUAAAAGGGGUUUCAAUGUA
This is a messenger RNA of Nomascus leucogenys (northern white-cheeked gibbon), 5663 nucleotides long. RefSeq names its product N-alpha-acetyltransferase 25, NatB auxiliary subunit (gene NAA25). Gene Ontology annotation, cellular component: NatB complex; cytoplasm. Gene Ontology annotation, biological process: N-terminal peptidyl-methionine acetylation. The record is from RefSeq and is a predicted model, not a curated record. Gene Ontology annotation, molecular function: protein-N-terminal amino-acid acetyltransferase activity; protein binding. Lineage: Eukaryota; Metazoa; Chordata; Mammalia; Primates; Hylobatidae.